UUCCCGGGCCAAAACCCAUUUGAUAGUGUGCAAUUGAAAGUAGGGUUCUUCCACUCGGUGCAAAAGCUUACGGUUGACAAGCAUUACAUUUCGACGCAUGUCGGCUUAGGUUGGUUGCGGAAGCGUCCACACAUCGAUUGUAAUUCGUACUACAGAUGCCUUUCUUAGGCGCAUGGAUGCGUGUACAUAAGAAGACAAGAGGCCAGAGCUCAAGGAAACUCACCCGACUCUGGCUUGCUCUCCUGCAAGCCGAGAACCAGCGGCUGGGACGAAAUUGUGGGAGGGGAGCGAGCGAUGGAGCCAAGUGUGUACGCAGAUGCCGUGCUGGCAGCCGAUCAGGCACAGGACGGUCACAGUCUCGCGCUCCUCUUCAGCAACCACUCGUUCAUCGCCGACGAGCUGACGCACAAGGUCAGGAAUAUUCCGCCUAUACGCAUCUUCCCGGCGUUGCGCAAGUGCAAAGGGUACCUCAAGGAUCAUUGGGAGGCCUCGUGCAAUGCGCACCUCACCUGCCUGCAGCAUCUCUACCACGCAGCCACCGAAGGGGGGCUGACGCCCGACUCGUUCACGUCCAAAUGGAACAAGCAGCAACGGCAGCAGCAGUAUCAGGGCCUCGACGUGUCUGCUUGCGCCCAUCACCUUCACCUCGCAUUCGAACAGCAGAUUCAGCUCGUCUCGACCCUCCUGCGCUGGUUUCAAGGCUUGUCGCCUGGAAGAUGGGCCCUGCCCCUCCUGCUUAGUCUCCUGCGUGACCUGCUCAGUUUGGCCUCGCGCCUAGACAACGCAGAAGGUGCUGCCUUCCUUCUAUCUCACUCUGCGUCCACCGCGGCUGCAGCUGCAUUCGAUGUGCCGGCUGCAGCUGGCGGUAAAUCUGCGCUAGGCAACAAGCACUUGGAGGAAGCUGCGCGGCAGCUCAACAAGGCGUUCACAGCCUGUGCCGCCGAUCGACUGUCCGAACCGGAAGAUAGCAGAAAGUGGGGCACAUAUGCCAUCGUCAAUCUGGUCUUUCGCACGUACUUCAAGCUAAAAUCGACGCCCCUGUGCAAGAACAUAUUGCGAGCACUCAGUGCAGCGCAAUGUCCACCGCUUGAAACGUACAGCUUGGCGGAUCAAGUAUCGUUCCGCUUCUACACGGGUGUUCUUGCCUUCCUCGAUGAAGAUUACACCAAAUCAGAAGAAUACUUGAGUUUUGCGUUUGAGCAUUGCCAUCGCGCACAGCUCGACAAUCAGGAGCUCAUCCUGCAAUACCUCAUACCGAUCCGUCUCUUACGCGGCUCCCUACCGGCGCCACUCAUCUUCACCCAAUUUCCACGCCUCUGUGCCUUGUAUGCGCGCUUCACGACCGCCUUCCGCCGCGGCGACGUGCGCUUGUACGACCGAGCGCUGGCUGAUCCUAAUAUCGAGUGUGCGCUGAUCAUCAAAGGCGUCUACAUUGCCAUGGAACGUGCCAGGGAAGGCUGCUUGCGCACGCUCUUCAGGCAGGUCUGGCUCGCAAAGGAUCGAAAUACCAGGCUUCCACUGGAGGUAUUGCAUCGCGCCUUGACCUGGGUCGGGCUCGAGCUCGCCAUCGAAGAGACAGAGUGGUACGUAGCCACUCUUAUUCAUAAGGGUUACAUGAAAGGAUAUAUCUCACACGAGCGUCAGAUGGUCGUGCUCUCAGCAAAAGAGGCUUUCCCACCUUUACAUUCUGUAAUAGCGCGGAAUGAUUGAUAAUGAUAC
This is a messenger RNA of Tilletiaria anomala UBC 951, 1719 nucleotides long. RefSeq lists its product as uncharacterized. Lineage: Eukaryota; Fungi; Basidiomycota; Exobasidiomycetes; Georgefischeriales; Tilletiariaceae. Gene Ontology annotation, cellular component: transcription export complex 2. Bases 295 to 1710 code for a protein of 471 amino acids. Gene Ontology annotation, biological process: poly(A)+ mRNA export from nucleus; post-transcriptional tethering of RNA polymerase II gene DNA at nuclear periphery; transcription elongation by RNA polymerase II. The record is from RefSeq and is a predicted model, not a curated record. The transcript is spliced from 5 exons. Gene Ontology annotation, molecular function: RNA binding; double-stranded DNA binding.